GUGGUAAUAUCGGUACUGAUGUUACAGCUGCAAGUUAGUGGGGUAUAGACAGAUCGAUCGAACUGUGGCUUAAAUAGAACAUGGUAUCCAGCACGUAAUUUUAUAUAUAAUACCCACUAGAUUGUACCUGGACAGACAUUGAGGGCUCGCCACCUCAACAAUCUCGACGCAGUGUAAAUGGCGCCAGUCCACCCUUUGCUUUGGCGCUCUCUUCGAGUCUUCCAAGUCUACGGCGCCAACACUGAUGUCGGGAAAACAGUAUUCACCACGGUUCUUUGUAGAGCAGCGAAUCAUAUAUGGGGAAAAGAACAAACAACCUUCCUAAAGCCCGUGUCGACAGGUCCAGAAGAUGAAGCCGAUGACCGUCAUAUCCAAAAAUAUGCUCCGGGAGUAGAUCGUUCGACGUUAUUGCAAUAUGAUCUUGCGAUUAGUCCGCAUGCUGCGGCGAAGGGCAAGUUCGCGCCACCAGAUAAAGAGCUCCUCUCUAAAAUAUAUCAAUUCGCAUCUCGAAAGGCGACUCGCGGUCCCGGAUGGCUAUUCAUUGAAACGGCCGGAGGUGUACAUUCUCCCGGACCAUCAGGCACCACCCAGGCAGACUUGUACACCGCAUUGAGAUGCCCUGUCGUGUUAAUCGGUGACUCGAAGCUCGGGGGUAUCUCGCUCACAAUCUCGGCUUUCGAAUCCCUGAAACUUCGCGGAUAUGAUGUCGAGAGUAUUCUUGUGUUUCAAGAUGGUGAAUACGACAACGAGAAAUACCUGAGGGAUUACUUCGCUGCUCACGGUAUACCUGUGGUAUCUUUGCCAAAGCCUCCAUCUCGGGUGUAUAGUGGAGAUACGGAUGCCAAAGCAAUGCUGCAAUACUAUGAAAAGGAAGGUGAAAGUGUAGCCGCUCAGAAUGUUCUCGAUCAUUUAGAUCGCAAACAUCAAACGCGCAUUGAAAGGCUUGAGUCCAUGUCCGGUGAAGCAUACAAAAGGAUAUGGUACCCCUUCACCCAACACAAGCAUAUUUCUCAAGACAGUAUUGCCGUCAUUGACAGCGCUCGAGGAGACUUCUUUCAGACCCUCGUACCAAGUAUAAAAGGGGAAAAUGGAAAAAAAGAUCCCAUUCUGCAGCCUUCCUUUGACGGCUCUGCAUCUUGGUGGACUCAAGGGCUCGGACACGGCAAUCCUUCGCUUACAAUGGCCGCAGCCUAUGCGGCAGGUCGCUAUGGUCAUGUCAUGUUUGCUGGGGCAGUUCAUGAACCUGCUCUAGCAUUGGCGGAAACUCUCUUGUCUGGUAUAGAGAAUCCUCGACUCACACGUGUGUUCUUUUCGGACAAUGGCAGCACAGGCGUGGAAGUAGCGGUGAAAAUGGCCUUACGAGCAGCUCGACUUCGAUAUGACUGGGCUGCAAGUGAUGAUAUUGGAAUCAUCGGGUUAAAGGGUGGUUAUCAUGGCGACACCAUUGGAGCCAUGGACUGCGCUGAGCCGAGUACCUAUAACGAAAAUAUCGAAUGGUAUAACGGAAAAGGUAUCUGGUUCGAUUAUCCGAAUAUUAAGUGUGUUCAUGGUCAGUGGGUCGUCGAGGUACCUAAUACGCUAAGUGCCGAUCUUGGAGAUAACCUGGUAUUUACGAGUUUAUCCGACGUGUUCGAUAUCGAUUCGCGCGAAUCAAGGGGCGAACACAAGGUUUAUGAGGAUUAUAUCGAAAAAGUACUCGCACGUCAUCGAAGAAACGGCCGAAAAUUUGGUGCCUUGCUCAUGGAGCCUGUAGUGAUCGGAGCCGGAGGCAUGCAAUUAGUGGAUCCCCUUUUCCAGCGUGCCCUCGUCAAUGUAGUCCGUCGCUCGGCGAAUCUAUUCGGCUCGAGUUCUGAGUCAAACAACCUAGACCCUACAUCUUGGACUGGCCUUCCCGUCAUUUUUGACGAAGUGUUCACCGGACUAUAUCGCCUUGGCCGAUUCACGGCCUCCUCCUUUCUCAAAAGUGACGCUGACAUUUCCGUUCAUGCCAAGCUCUUGACCGGCGGUUUGGUGCCGUUAAGUACCACGCUGGCAUCGGAUAGCAUUUUCAAGAUCUUCGAAAGUGAUGACAAAGCUGAUGCUUUACUCCAUGGACAUAGCUACACGGCCCACCCAAUCGGUUGCCAGGUUGCCUUGGAAUCGGUACGACAAAUGCAGGCGAUGGAAAAGCAAGAUGAGUGGGGUUGGGCAAAAGACAGCGAAUGGUCGGGAUCUUUGAGUAACCAAUCCAGCGCCACGAAAUCGGAAGUGUGGUCCAUUUGGCCCUGGGACCUGUUGGAUUGGAUCUCGAAUCAAACGCAACUCGUAGCUGGAACCUGGGCCUUGGGAAGUAUUCUUGCGAUCCACAUGAGUGCUGCAGACGGCCUAGGCUAUAAAAGCAAUGCCGCACUAAAGUUACAGCGUGUUCUACUUGAAGGUGACAAGGAAGCUGCGUGGAACGUCCAUAGCCGAGUAUUAGGAAAUGUGUUGUAUCUCAUGGGAAGUCAGAAGAGCACCAAAGACGACAUCGCGGGAAUUUCGAGCAUGAUACGACGCGCUCUGACAGCACAUUAACAUCGUUUGAAAGGAUUGAUUACAUAACGUUUGCUUGAAAUGAAAUUUCCUUAUCAACAUUUAUUUAAGGGAAAUGUAGGUAACAUUCAUGGAUACGAGUAAAAAUGGAAAAGAAGGGCUCUACAGGACAUAGGAAACGAUGACAACGUGAAUAAGAGUGAGAAUAUAAAACAAUGCGGAAUUAUGAAUGUAAAUUUGUUAAGUUGAAAUUAAG
This is a messenger RNA of Annulohypoxylon maeteangense, 2767 nucleotides long. Its product is annotated as bifunctional dethiobiotin synthetase/adenosylmethionine-8-amino-7-oxononanoate aminotransferase. NCBI's taxonomy places the organism in Eukaryota, Fungi, Ascomycota, Sordariomycetes, Xylariales, Hypoxylaceae. Gene Ontology annotation, molecular function: ATP binding; S-adenosyl-L-methionine:8-amino-7-oxononanoate transaminase activity; pyridoxal phosphate binding. Gene Ontology annotation, cellular component: mitochondrion. Gene Ontology annotation, biological process: biotin biosynthetic process. Bases 178 to 2553 code for a protein of 791 amino acids. The transcript is spliced from 4 exons. The record is from RefSeq and is a predicted model, not a curated record.